AUGUCUGCCCCGGAAACCAUGCAGGCCAUCGUCAUCACCGCCUUUGGAGGUCCAGAGGUCCUGCAACACAAGACCGUUUUGAAACCCGCUCCUACUUCAGGCGAAGUGCUCGUCCACGUGAAAGCAUUCGGCCUCAACCAUGCCGAGAUGCACAUGCGUAAGGGCGAAUGGGACGAAUGGAACCCCAUCUCCGGCCUCGAAUGCGUGGGCAUUGUGGAGGCCGAUCCUUUAGGGAAGUUCCAGAAAGGCGACAAGGUGGUCGGAGUGAUGGGUGGCAUGGGCCGGAAUCGACCAGGUGGAUAUGGCGAGUUCGUCAACGUCCCCGUCGCGAACGUGGUCAAGAUCAAGACGAACCUCUCUUGGGAGCAACUGGCCGCGUUGCCCGAGGUGUAUUCCACGGCGUAUUCGUGCCUCUUCACCAUCCUCGACCUGCGCAGGGGCGAGAGGGUCCUGAUCCGCGGCGCCACAAGCACCAUCGGUCAAGCGGCAGUUCAUCUGGCGGUGAACGCGGGGACCAAAGUGACAGCAACCACGAGACGACAGGAGCGGUUCGACAUGUUGACGAAGAUGGGCGUGGAAGACGCGGUCCUCGAAGAAAACCCGCUCAGCCAGCGCUUCCUCCCCGACCACAAAUUCGACAAGACGCUCAACCUGAUCGGCAACGUCGCCCUGCUCGACUCCCUCCGCCUCACCCGCGCGGGGGGCCGGAUGCUUCAAGCCGGAUGGCUGGGUGGUCUCACGCCCGUCAAGGACUUUAACCCUAUGAUCGAGAUGGAGCCGGGCGUACACUUUAGCCUGUUCCACAGCAAAGUGCUAGGCACGGAUGACUUUCCUAUGGAGAAGAUUCCCCUGCAAGAGAUUGCGGACAAAAUCGAGAGGGGGGAGUGGGACGCACGGCCGACGCAUGUGUUUGAAUACAGGGAUAUACAGAAGGCGCAUGCGUUGCUGGACAGCCAUGACGCGGGCGGCAAGAUUGUGAUUAAGCAUUGA
Fonsecaea nubica is the source of this 990-nucleotide messenger RNA. RefSeq lists its product as hypothetical. Gene Ontology annotation, molecular function: oxidoreductase activity. Bases 1 to 990 code for a protein of 329 amino acids. NCBI's taxonomy places the organism in Eukaryota, Fungi, Ascomycota, Eurotiomycetes, Chaetothyriales, Herpotrichiellaceae. The record is from RefSeq and is a predicted model, not a curated record. The transcript has a single exon.